This is a messenger RNA of Salvia hispanica, 584 nucleotides long. It is a transcript of the gene PSK4, whose product is annotated as phytosulfokine 4 precursor. Gene Ontology annotation, molecular function: growth factor activity. Gene Ontology annotation, cellular component: extracellular region. Lineage: Eukaryota; Viridiplantae; Streptophyta; Magnoliopsida; Lamiales; Lamiaceae. The record is from RefSeq and is a predicted model, not a curated record. Gene Ontology annotation, biological process: cell population proliferation.
CAUUUUAUCUCCUCUGAGUUCACACUCAAUUUCCUAUAUAUAAAUAGCACACCAUUUCAUUAUUAUCUUCAUCUCCAACACUCUCAACAGCAUACACCAGCAACCAAACAGAGCCUUACACAGAAAUGGCUAGAGCCAGUACGUUUUUCGUUGUGCUCCUCCUCCUCUUCUCUCUCUCCUCUGCUGCUCGCCGCACUCCCACCGCUAACGAGAGCGUGGAUGCCACAGAUAAGGUUGUGACAGAGGGAACACAGGUGGAAGAUAGCUGCAAUGGAAUCACUGAAGAUGAGUGUUUGAUGAGAAGAACCCUCAUCGCCCAUACUGAUUAUAUCUAUACUCAGCAACAUAAUCCUUAGACAAAAUAUUUAUCACUUUCUUUUAUCUUUUUCUUGUCAUUUAAAUUUAAAUUAUAUAUGUAAGCUUGUGAUUAUAUAUGUUCAGAACAUGAUAGAAGCUUCUAUUAGACUGUAUUUGAUGGUUAACCGAUGAACUUAUAUUACCACUCCAUGUGUCCAUCCUAUGUUAGAUGAUACUUGGGUUUUUUUUAAAUUUUAUUUACUAUUUUAUGAAGUAAUCCUUAUUUA